AGAAAAAGAGAGAGAGAGAGGAGGAGGUUAACAGAGAGGGAUAACCAGCAUGUUAACAGUCAUGAGGUAGAGAUGUGUUAGGCAGUGUGAGAGAGAGAGACAGACUGUAGGAGGUGUUUGGUUCUCACUGGUGACUCUAGCAGGAUGACAGAGGACUAAAGAAGCUCAUGAAGAGCCUGCAGCACAGCUGAGUCCUGCCAUGUGCUUCCAGCCUGUUAAUGAAGCCGGCACAGGGACUCCCACUCACUGACUGCAGAGACCAGGAGGAGACUGGCUGAGUAAUACAGGAAAGCUGAAGCUGAGAGUCAGAAAGUGAGAGGUGGACAAAGAACAAGAGAGGCUACUGGAUUGGUGAUGACUUUCUGUGUAGGGGUAACUCUAUACAACCUGCUGGAGAGGCAGCAGGUCUAAGAAAGGGGAAAAAAGACAGAAAACCGGAACAGCCACAGCCUGGAAUCAUCCUUCAAAGAAAGAAGAAACAGACAUGCCUGGUCUCACUAUGAAGCUUUCGCUGCCCGUGCUGCUGACCCUGGCCUUGACAAGACCAGACUGGACUGUGUCUGGAGAUGUUCAGGAAUUCGACAGCAGAGAUGAGGUUCUAGAACGAGAGUUCCUCUACGCUGGACGCAACAAGCGCUCCGCAGACCCCGAGGCUGCCCCAUCGCAGGACAAGUGCUCGUAUACCUUUAUAGUUCCUCAGCAAAAGACCACAGGUGCCAUUUGCGUGAACAGCAAAGAGCCAGAGGCUCUGCUGGAGAACAGGGUGAACAAGCAGGAGCUGGAGCUGCUGAACGGCGAGCUCCACAAGCAGCGGCGCCAGAUAGAAUCUCUUCAGCAGCUGGUGGAGGUGGACGGCGGGGUGGUCAAUGAAGUGAAGCUCCUGCGCAAGGAGUCGCGCAACAUGAACGCUCGGGUGACCCAGCUGUACAUGCAGCUGCUGCAUGAGAUCAUUCGCAAAAGGGACAAUGCCUUGGAGGUGUCGCAGCUGGAGAAUCGCGUGCUCAACCACACGGCCGAGAUGCAGCGGUUGGCUUCUCGCUACCGUGACCUUGAGCACAAGUACCAGCACCUGUCCUCGUUGGCCAGCAAUCAAAGUGCACUUAUAGCACAGCUGGAAGAACACUGUAUUGGAGGAGGGUACAGAGGAGGUGCCGUAAGUGCCGGUGGUGGUGGUGGUGGUGGUGGGAUGGUCAGGCCUGCCAGACCCUACCAGCCUCCUGUAGUCCAUCCACAACCAGCACAACCUCGCUUACCCCAUCAACCCCCGGCCAGGCCAUUCCACCCACCCGCACAAUUCCCUCGUCACACCAACCAGAUCACUAACGAAAUCCAGAGUGAUCAAAACUCCAAGGCGAUGCCUCCACCACUGCCUACUAUGCCCAGUGGAACUCACAGCCCAUCCACAACUGACAAGCCUUCAGGUCCCUUUAAAGACUGUCUGGAGGCCUUGGACGAGGGUCACAGCAACAGUGGCAUGUUUCUGGUGAAGCCAGAAAAUGCAAACAAGCUAAUGCAGGUCUGGUGUGACCAGAGGCACGACCCAGGAGGCUGGACGGUCAUUCAGAGACGCCAGGAUGGAUCUGUCAACUUCUUUAGGAACUGGGAGACGUAUAAGCAAGGGUUUGGAAACAUUGAUGGUGAAUACUGGCUGGGUCUGGAGAACAUCUACUGGCUGACCAACCAGGGUACCUACAAGCUUCUGGUGACUCUGGAAGACUGGACAGGCAGGAAGACGUUUGCAGAAUACGCCAGUUUCCGCGUAGAGGCAGAGGCAGAUUUCUACAGGCUGAGAGUGGGACGGUACCACGGAAACGCUGGCGAUUCUUUAACCUGGCACAACGGAAAGCAGUUUACCACCCUGGACAGAGACCAUGACGUCUACACAGGAAACUGUGCCCACUACCAGAAAGGUGGAUGGUGGUAUAACGCCUGUGCCCACUCCAACCUGAACGGCGUGUGGUACCGGGGAGGUCACUACCGCAGCCGCUAUCAGGACGGAGUUUACUGGGCAGAAUUCAGGGGUGGUUCCUAUUCCUUGAAGAGGGUCACCAUGAUGAUACGACCCAACUCCAACACAUUUCACUAGCAGGAACUCCAUUGCUGUGACAAAAACUACAUUCUUGGUGACUUACAGAAGUGCAAUUUUUUAGACAUUUUCAUUAUACAUCUUGUGUAUGUAUAUUGUAUGUAUUUGUUAAUUUGUUAAUGUUUUGUUUUAAUAUACAGCCAGACCAUUCUCAAUUUCAAAGUAAAAAAAAAGAAUAGGGCUCUCCAUUAUUUGAGAGAUCCCAUGUUUCUGGAUGCAGUUCAAUGUGUCUUGACUCCAUAAAUUUGUACUAAAAAUGUUUAGAAUGCAGGCAUUCAGAGUAUAAAGUGUCAUCCUCAUUUUGCAACCCCAAAGAUAUUUUUGCUGAGGUGCCAAAGAUGCUGAACACUGCCUUGUGUGUGAAAUUUCACCCCUUGUGCAAUUAGGACUUGGCCGAAUGGAAAAGAAGGACACAUUGUACAAUGCUGUUGUUACUUUGCUAACAUUUAUACAGCAAGUCUUGGGAUGAUGUGCUAAUUUGAUGCUUGAUGUUAUCUGGAUAAAGAAACUGAGCCUGGUAGGGGGUGUUCAGAUGAAGCCGUUUCAGACUCUCUGGAGUGCACUUUGAUUCAUUGUAGCACUGGGAUUCACAGAUGGAGUCCAUGUGGUGUAAUGACGAUUAAGUCGGCGAGAAAGCGCAUAAUUAUUUGGCUUUAAGGCACAAAGUCCACCAAAAUUAAGUGAAUCUUGAAAAUACACAAAAACCUGAAUGGAAAAAAAAUUGCAAGAAAUGGCAUGAAAACACCCGAAAAGGUCAAAGUGGAAAAGUUAGAAUAUCAAUGAAGCCAAAAUGAGAAAAAAUGAGUGAUUAAAAAAAAAGGUUUUUCAAAUAAAUGAUAAUGUAUCAAGCCA
Messenger RNA from Astyanax mexicanus (Mexican tetra), 2938 nucleotides. RefSeq names its product angiopoietin-like 2a (gene angptl2a). NCBI's taxonomy places the organism in Eukaryota, Metazoa, Chordata, Actinopteri, Characiformes, Acestrorhamphidae. The transcript is spliced from 5 exons. The record is from RefSeq and is a predicted model, not a curated record. The coding region runs from base 485 to 2086 and encodes 533 amino acids.